UGGGAAGGGAAUGAGCGUAUGUUCCUUCCUGGCUUAGGUUGACCAGUCCUUGGGGAAUCUUACCCGUCAUUGGCUAACCAGGUCUCGAUGACUUAGGGCGGUUCCUGACAUCCAUAUAGGAGUCGGAAAGUUCUCCGGUUUCAAGACGGUGAUGGUGAACCUGAAUGGGUUUGGCCAAAAUACUGUCUAUCUGAUCUUUUACAAAGGUCGUUAACCUCCAAAAAGCCCAAGGCCCGAAAGCACAAGGGCAAUUGGGAGUCCCAGCAGGGGAAGAAGAAAAGGGAGGACUCCAUGCAGCCCACUCCAGAGGGGGUUAUCGAAGAGUUCUUUUCGCCGGUUCACAAGGUCUUCUUGAAGCUUCCGUAUCUUAUCACACACGAUCCCUGAUUAAUUGGCAUAGAAACAGCAGCGUUCCUGUAGGGCUAAACAUAUACCUCCUUGUUCUGCGGGGAGAAAGUCUAGGCCUCGUCUAUUUUGCAAGACCACCUCCGCCAGACUACCAAUCUGAUCCCGAAGAUCAUUAAUAGUACUGGAAAGGGCCUGGACAUUGUCAAUCAAUUGGUCGGAAAGUUUAGCGUAGGAAUGAAUGACUCCAAGUCCUGCUGAGCCUACAGCUCCCGUUAUUCUAAGACCGACAAGUAAUGGAAUCAGGAGAGCAGCUCUUUUCCUUCGGCCUCCUACAUAAUCCAGGCUCGGGAAAGGGGGACUGGGUCGUCCCCGGGAAUGAUAUCGAGGUCAGGGAGGACAGUGGUGUGGACACUGGAAUUGACUGGAAGGGCCGUGAAGGCUAGGUUUCCUCCGCACACGAACACCUGUCCAGGAGCAGGGCAGAGGGGAGAAGCGAGCAAUUGUGGAGGAGAAGAGGAAGCGUCAGGGGAAGUGGCGGAGGAAGAGCAUUCAGUAAAGAGUCUACCUGUUCCUCCCCCCAAAGCUCCUAUCUAACCUUCUGUACCCCUUCCAGAGACCAUGCUGCUAUUUCUUAACCUCUUGCUAGAGCUGGCCCGGAUUCUGGCUGCAGAUGGGGGUUCACACUGGACGUACGAAGGCGCACAUGGUCAGGACCAUUGGCCAGCCACUUAUCCUGAAUGUGGGAGCAAUGCCCAGUCUCCUAUCGACAUACAAACUGAAAGAGUGACAUUUGAUUCAGAGCUGCCUGUCCUGAAGCCCCAUGGUUAUGACCAGCCUGGCCCAGAGCCCCUCUCUCUGCACAACAAUGGACAUACAGUGCAACUGUCCCUGCCCCCCACUCUAAACCUGGAGGGGCUCCCCCGAAAUUACGUAGCAGCCCAGCUCCACCUGCACUGGGGCCGAAAAGGGCAGCCAGGGGGGUCAGAGCACCAGGUCAACAGUGAAGCCACAGCUGCAGAGCUCCAUAUUGUCCACUAUGAUGCUGAUUCUUUUAACAACCUGAAUGAAGCUGCUCAAAAGCCUCAGGGACUAGCAGUUCUGGGCAUCCUCAUUGAGGUAGGUGAGAACCACAGCCCAGCUUAUGAACACAUCUUGAGUCACUUGGAAAAAAUCAGGUAUAAAGGUCAGACCACCUUGGUGUCAGCCUUUGAUGUGGGAGGACUGCUUCCUCCAGAGCUGGGGGAAUACUACAGGUACAAUGGCUCACUCACUACUCCUCCUUGCUACCAGAGCGUCCUCUGGACUGUCUUCCACAGAAAGGCUCAGAUUUCUAUGGAGCAGUUGGAAAAGCUACAGAAGACUUUAUUCUCCACAGAGGAGAGUGGACCCUCAAAGUUACUGGUCCAGAACUACAGAGCCCCUCAACCCCUCAACCAUCGACUGGUUCUUGCCUCUUUCAUCCCAGAAGGAGCCUUUUAUUCCACAGGUGAAAUGGUGGGUCUAGGGCUGGCGAUCUUGUUCGGCUGUCUCUGUCUCUUGCUUGCUGGUUACUUCAUUGCCAGGAAAAUUCGGAGGAAAAGGCUGGGAGAACAGAAGAGUGUGGUCUUCACUUCAUCCCGACGGGCUACCUCGGAGGAGUAGAAACCUUCCCACAAAUCCCUCACCUUCCAACAAGCUUGGAGAAUUCAGUGCUGGGACUCGGCAGACAAUAGCUGUAGCAGUGACCGCUGAAUGUCCCUGCCUCCUCCUGAUACCUCCUUAGGGAACAAGACUAGACUCUGAAGAAAAAUAGCUUGGAAAGCUUUUACCACCAAAGGAAAGGUGGGAAGUCAGAGGAUGUUUUUAUGAAUAGGACAAUGUUUUGUCCUAGAAGGAGAAUCAGUCGUAUUCAAGAAUUUCCUCUCCAGGGGAGACAGUAUAGACAGUCCCUUGGAAAAAGGGUUGCUGGAAAAGGGGUUCACUGAUCCACAUUCUGAAUGUUUUGGAAAUAAAACAUUUUUGACGAUAA
This is a messenger RNA of Antechinus flavipes (yellow-footed antechinus), 2356 nucleotides long. RefSeq names its product carbonic anhydrase 14 (gene CA14). The transcript has 12 exons. The coding region runs from base 967 to 1989 and encodes 340 amino acids. Gene Ontology annotation, molecular function: zinc ion binding; carbonate dehydratase activity. The record is from RefSeq and is a predicted model, not a curated record. Gene Ontology annotation, cellular component: plasma membrane. NCBI's taxonomy places the organism in Eukaryota, Metazoa, Chordata, Mammalia, Dasyuromorphia, Dasyuridae.